This is a messenger RNA of Pyrus x bretschneideri (Chinese white pear), 3462 nucleotides long. RefSeq names its product UBP1-associated protein 2A-like. Gene Ontology annotation, molecular function: RNA binding. NCBI's taxonomy places the organism in Eukaryota, Viridiplantae, Streptophyta, Magnoliopsida, Rosales, Rosaceae. The coding region runs from base 90 to 1580 and encodes 496 amino acids. The transcript is spliced from 2 exons. The record is from RefSeq and is a predicted model, not a curated record.
UUCACUCGGGCGCCGCAGCAGCUCCUCAAAGAAACCCUAACCCUAACCCCCAAAUCCCUCUAUCCGCGACGCCCUGCUCCCCUCCUAUAAUGGCGAAAAAGAGAAAGCUCAGCUCCACCGAGCCCUCCGAACCCUCCAAAAAGCAACAACAGGUCGUUGAGGAACCCAAACCCCAAAUUGAACCAGCACAGGAAGUAGUCGAAGAGGAAGAUGAAGAAGUCGAAGAAGAGGAGGAGGAGGAAGAGCCGGAAGAAGAUAAGGAAGAUGAAGGAGCCGACGAAGAGGAAGAGGAAGAAGAGGAGGACGAAGAGGAGCCGGGCGCUGAGUAUAAGGAAACCUAUAACGUAACCACGACCUCCAUCUCAGCGGCUUCGGAUCAGGCCGGUGCCGGUCACGACGACGACGAGCCGAUCCAGAAUCUUCUAGAACCAUUCACCAAGGAACAGCUUAUCGCCCUGCUCCGCGAAGCUGCCGAUAAUCACGGCGACGUGGCGGAUCGGAUCCGGAAGGUUGCGGAUGAGGACCCAAUCCACCGCAAGAUCUUCGUCCACGGUCUCGGAUGGGACACCAACGCCGAAACCCUAACUGGCGUUUUUAGGGAAUACGGUGAGAUUGAGGAUUGCAAGGCUGUUUGCGAUAAGGUCUCUGGUAAGUCCAAGGGUUACGGUUUCAUUCUCUUUAAGACGCGUUCUGGGGCCCGAAAAGCCCUACAGCAGCCCCAGAAGAAGAUCGGUAAUCGGACAACUGCAUGCCAGCUGGCGGCAAUUGGCCCUGGCCCGGCCCCUAAUGCCGCUGCUGGACCUAUGGCGGCCCAGGCGGCUCAGUCCCAGCCGAUGUCGGAGUACACGCAGAGGAAGAUCUAUGUGAGCAAUGUUGGGGCGGACUUGGAUAUCCAGAAGCUGCUUAUGUUCUUUUCUAGGUUUGGAGAAGUUGAGGACGGGCCACUAGGGCUCGAUAAGCUGACGGGGAGGCCUAAAGGGUUUUGCUUGUUUGUGUACAAGUCGGCAGAGAGUGCGAAGAGGGCUCUGGAAGAGCCACACAAGAAUUUUGAGGGCCAUAUUUUGCAUUGCCAGAAGGCUAUUGACGGUCCAAAGCCGGGCAAGUCUCAGCACCAGCACCAGAACCAGCACCACCACAAGUCACAUAAUUCCAAGUUUCAGAGGAAUGAGAAUCCAGGUUAUGCAGGUGGAGCUGCAUCAGGAAUGGGGCAUUUGAUGGCGCCUGCGAGUGGAGGGAUUGGAUUUAAUCAGGGGGCUCCUGCAGCCCAGGCGUUUAACCCGGCAAUUGGGCAGGCACUGACUGCUUUGCUUGCAACCCAGGGAGCUGGCUUGGGGUUGACAAAUCUUUUGGGGACGUUUGGAUCUGCUCCAAAUGUGAACCCAGGUGUUCCUGGUGCAGGACAUGUGAUACAGGGUGGAUAUGGGAAUCAGGCAAGUAUUAGUCCUGGGAUGAUGGGAAGCUAUGGAAAUCAAGGUGCAAUGCAAGGUGGCUACCCUAACCCGCAGUUAGGGCAAGGUGGUUCAGGAAGAGGGCAGCAUGGCGUUGGGCAAUCUGGUGGCGCUCCGUACAUGGGGCAUUAGUUGCCCUUGAGUCCUUUGGCAGGUAUACGUGAUGCAGGUUCUGCGGCAAUAAGUACUACUACGAUUACUACUAGCUACGUAUACAAUCUUUACAAUAGAAGUGUCUUGAUUUACAAAACUUGUCAGACGUCGAUUGAUUUUUUUUUGAUUGAGAAUUUCUGUUUUUUUUGAAAUUUUGAUGUCCCCGUUUCUGAAGAAUAGUUAAAACUAUAAGAAGUAUGCGUUUGUGAUAUACCAUCUUUACAAUAGAAGUGUCUUGAUUUUAAAAAAAAAAAAAAAAAAAAAAAAAAAAGAAAUUGUCAGAUGUCGAUGGAUUUUUUUGAUUGAGAAAUUUUCAUGAAAUUUUGAUAUCCCAGUUUCUGAAGAAUGGUUAAAUUAAGAAGUAUGCGUUUGUGACCGAGUCACCUUGAGAGUUACUGACUGAAAUUGUAAUACUUGAAUAGCAGUUUUUUGACAUGAGACUCUGACUUGUUAAUGGUUUUUCAGUGAAUUGAAAAUUAGUUUUUGACCAAUGUGUUAUAAAACUGGAACCAUUUUCUAACGGUAGACUAAUUUAAGUAUUGUUUAAUCCUUUAAGAGUUUUGAAUUAGGAUUUGUGAUCUGUUUCAAGUGAAUGUUUCUAGUAUAUUUGUUGGUCGUGUCACCAUGGGUAUAGAGCUUGGAGCUGGUCAUGUGGAUUUAUCUUCAUCGAUUGAAACCAUUAACAUCAUCGUAAUACCCAUGAGCGAAACAAAGUUCCGUGGACCUCAGUAUUGGUGAUACCUCCUCAGGGACCAAUUGAUAGGCUUCAUGGGAGGAAGGUAAAAAAUCGCACGAGGUAAUUGAAGGCUUCAUACUAUAUUACUAUACUUUAGCCCCCAUUGAAGGCCUUUUUAAAGCUCUGCCGAGCCUAACGAGGGUUUGAUCCGUGGAUCGUCUGUAAUUGUGAAGAUGGUAACUCCCUUGACUGUCAAUGCGAAUUCUCUGAUUUGAGAUUUGUAAUCCCACGGGUCAAGUGUAAUUGUGAAGACGAUACCUCCUUCGACUGUUGAUGCCAAUUCUCUGAAUUGAGAUUUGUAAUUGUCUCUCCUUCGUUGCCAUGGAGAGUGGAGAACAAAUGAUAUGUGUUGGUCAAAUGACCGAAUCAGGCGGCACUGCCCAGUGCCCACAUGGGAAGUCCAACUGCCCCCCUUCCCUUCCUCCACCUCCUCCUCUCUAGAAAGCUCCCACCUUCCCUUGCUCACCCUCAAUUGUCUCCUCGGCUUGCCAUUUUGAGAGUCGGUGUGAUGCGCCCUCGGUGUUCAUCGCCGCUUCUCUGACCCCCCCUCUCUCCUCUUGCAUUGCCUUUUCAUACCCAAGCCUUCAUCUCCCCCACCCCUUCCCUCUUCCUUACUCAUAAUCCGUCCCUAGCCCAAUGUCUGCUCAGAUUUGUGAGCUUCGACUGAAAUGGAUGCCAUAUCCAUUUUCCUUCCUUAGUGACCCCUCCACCGAUUGGUAUGUUGGAAUUCUCUCAAGGGCGAGUUUUUUGUGGCUUCGGCUAAAGUAAAGGGAUUUUACAUACCCCUUUAGCUCACCCUCCAUUUGCUACUGUGUUUGAUUAUAUUUGCAGGAGGUGGUGAACAUGAUUUGGAUCCGAUGGCUAUCUAUUGGUUCAGCGUUUCCGAUAACAAAAUCUGGUUGUGGUGUGCUUUUGGUUGCGGGUUUGUAAUUUUUGUGUUGCAAUAUCUUGAUUGAACUCACCACUAGAUUGUUUUCUCUAGUGUUGGUGCCUUAGUGGCUGCUGGCAAGACUGUAGUGGCCGCAGCGACGGUUGUGUUUUGCAUUUUUGGAGGAUAGGAAUUAAAGUUUUAGUUUUUGUUUGUUUGCUUAUUGGGCUGAGCUUGUGUGAAGAUGAAUUUCCAAA